Molecule: messenger RNA, 2019 nt
Organism: Canariomyces notabilis
Lineage: Eukaryota; Fungi; Ascomycota; Sordariomycetes; Sordariales; Chaetomiaceae
Exons: 7
Coding region: 181-1911 (576 amino acids)
Source: RefSeq, a predicted model, not a curated record
UGCCGAACCUACUUGCCUUGGUUCUCCUAGAAGAAGCGCACCACAAUCCAAGCUAAAGCUCCAAAAGCUUCUUCAGUGUCCAAGCAUAAAUAACGAUGACUUGAUGGUCCCAACGUUUUAACAUUAACUUCGACUAUAUCUGCUCUCGACACGAGCCGUGACUGGUACGCGGUCUUCGCCAUGCCUAAGCGACGCACAGCAUCAGUACGCCAGGAUGCACUCCAACAUGCGCCAAAACGCGAUGUCCAGCUCUGCAAGUCUGUCUUUGGCGCGGCAAUAAGUCAGAUCCUGUACGCCAGGCGUGGAUUCCCCCCAGACUACUUCCAGGUUCUGCCAUUGAACCAAUUGCUGUCCCGCUCCUUUGAGGACAUCAUCGCCUCAGGGUCCAGUCUCCAAAUUCACGACAGAGAAGCAUCGAGGGAUCAAAGCAACACAGUGUACCUGCGGGCAUCGGAAGACUACGCCGUCCGUCGCUUCAUCGGCAUCUUGCAAUCCGACAUCUUUCCCCUUCUUGAAAGCGAGCGUCUGGUCAAGUUCCGAAUAAACUAUUUGUGUGGCGAGAAAUGGAAGAGCAACUGUUUGAGGGAAUAUUACACCAUCACCUUCAAGUACGAGCCUGACGGAAGGUGUGGCCUCGAUAUCUGGAGGGCGGGGACUGGUAGGCAACACAUCUUAAAGACUUGUUCCAAACUAUGGGAUCUUGGAGACUAUCUCAGCCGUCUCCCUUUGUGGAAAGAGUCUACGCACUGGACAUUGGCCUUUCACGCUACUGAACGUCCCGAGGAUCCUCCCAUUGGUGUUUGGAAGUUUGAUCACACCGAGUUUGACGACGCCAACCUUUCCUUGCAGCAGCAGGAUGAUUACAGUUACGAACGGGUGGCACACUUCAAUGUUAUGCCUUGUCCUUUGGAACAGAAUGAGGAAGUCGUUCCUGAGACAUGUCCGGAUCCAGAGCAUGAACCUUCGAUUUACGAUAAGGCACAAUCGGGCGAAGCGGGCAGGGCUACUGUAGGCCAAGCACGAAAACGGCAGAAGACGACCCAAAAGACUGCAAAGAGAGUCACGAAGUUGUCACAGUCGCAGGGCCGAAUUGUCACCGGAACACAACUCUCUCCGCCGCGGACCCUCAACACCCAGGUGAAGGCCUCUGCCCAAAUUACCACCAAUGAGCAGAGCGAACAUGAACUGGGUGCAAAGACUACACGCAAGGACACCGCACAGAGUAAUAACGAGACGCGACCCACGGACCAGGUGCGGAAGAGAAAACCGAAGAAGCCUCUGCAAAUAUUCGAGGAUCUUAGGUCCAGCCUGCCGCCGACGCAGCUAAUUGGCGAAAGCCAGUCUCUCGGAAAGACAAAUCAGCCUACAAAAACACAUGAUGGCGACCUGGGACCUGCUCUGGCCCAGCAACAGAGGAUGAACAUUUCUGUCCCUCGGUCAAUUUCGCCAGCAGAUCUCAAGCUGCUGGAUGGCAUAUCACUGUCAUCCGAAACCACCUCUGCAUAUGGAAAGUCCCCCGGUCAUACGUCUCCUCAGCUCCCCCAGCUUCUUCGACAAGUGCGGACCUCUCAACCAUCGGCCAUUCAGCGGACGCCAAUGGAGGGUACUGGAGACCCAUCCAUACGCCCCCAGCACUUGAGUGUCUCCUCAGCUCCUCGCAAUACCCAGUGGGUUUCAUGGGCGUCCCCGCCCGAAACGAUGCUCGGAAUAGUUGUCAGUGAUGACGGCGAGGGCGGGGAAACCGCCUCGGAGCGGGACUCAGAGCCGGCGCCGGAUCUAAGGGAGACGUUACCUCGGCCUCCAACACCCAAGGCAGAUUCAGGAAUCACCAUCACUUUCUCACCAAACACAGUAGAUCGGCGGAGAAUGCUUUUGUACGAUCUUCCAAGCAGCGAUGAAGAUGAUGAAUGAGGCAGGGCGGACAUACUGGAUCUAACGAUGCCAAAGGUGUUGUCACAGGAGCUUACCGCAAGAUUCAUGCCACCUUAGACUGAAUGUAUCACGUUCUGAGAGCGCAGC